Plasmopara halstedii is the source of this 1956-nucleotide messenger RNA. Its product is annotated as hsp70-like protein. The record is from RefSeq and is a predicted model, not a curated record. Bases 1 to 1956 code for a protein of 651 amino acids. NCBI's taxonomy places the organism in Eukaryota, Oomycota, Peronosporomycetes, Peronosporales, Peronosporaceae. Gene Ontology annotation, cellular component: cytoplasm. Gene Ontology annotation, molecular function: misfolded protein binding; ATP-dependent protein folding chaperone; heat shock protein binding. The transcript has a single exon. Gene Ontology annotation, biological process: protein refolding; cellular response to unfolded protein.
AUGUCCGAGCCUAUAACGGGGCAGAGUGUGGGUAUCGAUUUGGGUACGACGUACUCGUGCGUGGGUGUGUGGCAAAACGACCGAGUGGAGAUCAUAGCUAACGACCAGGGCAAUCGUACCACUCCGUCAUACGUAGCAUUUACCGAUACUGAACGUCUAAUUGGAGAUGCUGCCAAGAAUCAGGUGGCAAUGAAUGCACACAACACGGUAUUCGACGUCAAACGGUUGAUUGGUCGCAAGUUUGCCGAUUCCGAGGUACAAUCGGAUAUCAAGCACUGGCCGUUCAAAGUCGUUUGUGGUCCUGAAAACAAGCCUCAAGUGGUGGUGCAAUUCAAAGGCGAAUCAAAAACUUUUCAGCCUGAGGAGAUUUCAUCGAUGGUGCUCAUUAAGAUGCGUGAGAUUGCCGAAGCAUUUAUCGGUAAACAAGUGAGAAAUGCAGUUGUGACGGUUCCAGCAUAUUUUAAUGAUUCGCAACGUCAGGCAACCAAAGAUGCGGGUGCAAUUGCUGGUUUGAAUGUGCUUCGAAUUAUCAAUGAACCAACUGCUGCGGCAAUCGCGUAUGGACUGGACAAGAAAGGAGGCGAGCACCAUGUGUUGAUUUUUGAUCUCGGAGGUGGAACGUUUGACGUUUCACUUUUGACUAUUGAAGAAGGUAUCUUUGAAGUCAUGGCAACUGCCGGUGACACCCACUUAGGAGGAGAAGAUUUUGACAAUCGAUUAGUUGAGUAUUUUGUUGCGGAAUUUAAGCGCAAACAUCGAAAGGAUUUGUCGGUCAAUCAACGUGCUUUACGUCGUCUUCGUACGGCAUGCGAGCGCGCAAAGCGGACGUUGUCUACGUCAGCCCAGGCGUACCUCGAAAUUGAUUCGUUAUUUGACGGCAUCGAUUUUAACUCGACCAUUACACGAGCGCGUUUUGAAGAUCUUUGUGCUGAGUACUUUCGGAAGACCAUGGAUCCCGUGGCUCAAGUACUACGAGAUUCCAAGCUGUCCAAAAGUCAGGUGAAUGAAAUUGUUCUUGUAGGAGGUUCAACGCGAAUUCCAAAGGUGCAGCAAAUGCUGAUGGACUUUUUUAACGGCAAGGAUCUGUUUAAAUCGAUCAACCCAGAUGAGGCUGUAGCGUAUGGUGCUACAGUGCAGGCGGCAAUUUUAAGUGGAAGUGAGUCUUCUGCGAAAUUGCAAGACCUUUUGCUAUUAGACGUGGCGCCUUUGUCUCUUGGACUAGAAACUGCUGGUGGAGUUAUGACCAAGCUCAUUCCUCGCAACACGACAGUCCCGGCAAAGAAGAUGCAAUCGUUCUCAACAUAUACUGAUAACCAGUCUGGCGUGUUGAUUCAAGUGUUUGAAGGCGAACGGACUAUGACACGUGACAAUCAUUUACUGGGCAAAUUCAGUCUGGAUGGUAUUCCGCCUAUGCCGCGCGGUGUGCCUCAAAUUGACGUCACAUUUGACGUUGAUGUGAAUGGAAUUUUAAAUGUGUCGGCCGUGGAAAAGUCAACAGGAAAAGAAAAUAAGAUUACGAUAACGAAUGACAAGGGACGAUUAUCUCAGUCAGAAAUCGACCGAAUGGUUGCUGAUGCCGAUAAAUAUAAAGAUCAAGAUGAACGCAAUAAGCUGCGCAUCGAGUCAAAGAAUUCGCUAGAAAAUUUCGCAUUUUCUCUUCGUAGCUCAAUUAAUGAUGAAAAAGUGGUUGCGAAAAUUAGUGCAGAAGAUCGAAAGCUGAUUGAUGGUAAAGUGGCUGAAACGCUGCAGUGGCUGGAGGCAAACCAAGCGGCAGAAAAAGGGGAGUUUGAUGCUAAGCAGCAGGAGCUAGAGGGUGUGGCAAAUCCUAUCAUGCAGAAGAUGUAUGCUGCAGAAGCUGGAACUGGUAUGGGAGGUAUGGGUAGAGCUGCGAAUGGUCCAAAAGGAGACAAGGCUCCAGAGGGGAACGCAGGUCCAAAGAUUGAGGAAGUGGAUUAA